AUGCCCCGUCCCAGUCCGCGGUCGCCCGGCGCAAAACUAGAGCGAGGGCCGAAGAAGAGGGCGCCGGGAGUGCUGCUAAAGAGGGAGAGUUUUGAAGACCGGUGGCGGAUCGGGGGUUUUGGGGGUGUGGAACGGCCGCGGAGGGCGGGCGCAGCGGGUAUAGAGGAGUUCGUGCCGGGCGUGCCAGAAAGAAAAAGCUCCCAGUACGACGCGGGUCGGCAGACCCGGCUCGAAGUCGUUGAUGACGAGAAUGACUGCGUCGGAGGAGAAGCAAAGGAGUGGGAACCCGAAUCAUGA
This is a messenger RNA of Klebsormidium nitens, 297 nucleotides long. Lineage: Eukaryota; Viridiplantae; Streptophyta; Klebsormidiophyceae; Klebsormidiales; Klebsormidiaceae. The record is from the annotation of a GenBank genome assembly.